GUUUUUCUCCGAUCCAUGCAGCUUGACUUCGUGUGAAACAUCCAACCCGCUCUCUUCUUUUUCUUCACUUUUUACUUGUCACUCCAUUUUACAUCCUAUUAGCUAUUCGACAAACGUAAGCUUUUUAAGUUUGAGAGAGUGAGUGAGAAGUGAAAUCAAUCCUGCUUAGCAUAACCUCGCUCAUUUGGAUAUUAUGCAGAACUCCUUCACCACAACGAACAAUGACUUCCACAGCCCAACAUCCAUUAAACACGGACGAACCAGUCGAUUCUUUGACUGAUCACGAAGAGGAAGCUCGUGACAUCGUACCCGACGACAUGCCGUCCAUGCUUUCUGUACCAACCAUGCGGUCUAGACGAGUAUCCGUGAGUGCCGAAUCGAUCCAACCGUCCAGCGUGUCGAAACAAGAGUACAUUGUUCAUCCAAAGACAGAAGAUCAGAGACAGCGCAUAAAUGCUGCCAUUGCCAACAACUUUUUAUUCAAAAGCCUCGACGACGAACAAGCUGGACAUGUCAUUGAUGCCAUGGCAGAAAAGCGUGUGUCCCAAGAUACAGUCUUAAUUGAACAAGGCGCCGAGGGUGAUUUCUACUAUAUUGUCGAAUCGGGCACAUUUGACUGCUUUAUAAAACACGACUCGACAUCCAACAAAGUCACUAGUUAUGGUCCCGGUGGUAGUUUUGGCGAACUGGCACUCAUGUACAAUGCGCCUCGUGCAGCUACCAUUGUCGCUACAUCUGAUGGUGUACUCUGGGCACUCGAUCGCAUUACUUUCCGAUCGAUUUUAAUGGACUCGACCGCUCGUAAACGUCGCAUGUAUGAACAGUUCUUGUCCGAAGUUCCCAUUUUGCGAUCGCUCAAGACAUAUGAGCGACACAAGAUUGCCGAUGCCUUGGAGCCUAUUCAGUUUGACGAUCAACAAGUGGUAAUGCGUGAGGGUGACGUUGGCCAGAACUUUUAUCUUAUAGAGGAUGGCGAAGCUAUCUUUUACAAGACAGCCGAGGAUGGAACACAGAGUGAAGUAAACCGUAGUAGCAAAGGUGACUAUUUUGGUGAACUGGCACUUCUCCAUGACAACCCGCGGGCCGCUACAGUCGUCGCGCAUGGUCGCUUAAAAUGUGUCACCCUGGGCAAAAAGGCGUUUACGCGGUUGUUAGGACCUGUAAUGGAUAUUUUGAAACGCAACUCUGAAAAUUAUCAUGCUAUUCUUAGAGAAGCCAGCAAACAAGAUUAGAUAUAACUGUAAAUGUGUUCUUUAAUGUGUUGUAUGAAUGGUUUAACCUCGCCGGUAUAAAAUGCGGUUCUUCAAUUGAUGAUAUGUGUAUGCGUGUGUUGGC
Molecule: messenger RNA, 1335 nt
Organism: Zychaea mexicana
Lineage: Eukaryota; Fungi; Mucoromycota; Mucoromycetes; Mucorales; Lichtheimiaceae
Product: cyclic nucleotide-binding-like protein
Exons: 2
Coding region: 222-1232 (336 amino acids)
Biological process (GO): regulation of protein phosphorylation
Cellular component (GO): cAMP-dependent protein kinase complex; nucleus
Molecular function (GO): cAMP-dependent protein kinase regulator activity
Source: RefSeq, a predicted model, not a curated record